This is a messenger RNA of Hibiscus syriacus, 2035 nucleotides long. RefSeq names its product very-long-chain aldehyde decarbonylase CER3-like. The record is from RefSeq and is a predicted model, not a curated record. Gene Ontology annotation, biological process: lipid biosynthetic process. Lineage: Eukaryota; Viridiplantae; Streptophyta; Magnoliopsida; Malvales; Malvaceae. The transcript has 12 exons. Gene Ontology annotation, molecular function: iron ion binding; oxidoreductase activity. Bases 50 to 1852 code for a protein of 600 amino acids.
UUAACCAACAUCAUAUAUAAUGGAAACACGUUGAGAAAAACAGAGCAAAAUGGUUAAGCCUCUAGCAUUUUGGCCUUGGGAAAACUUGGGAAUUUUCAAGUAUGUGAUGUACGGUCCUUUAGUUGCAAAAGUUGUGUGUUCAUGGAUCUAUGAGGAUAGCCUAAACGAUGUAUGGUGUCUUCAUAUACUCAUUGUAUGUGGUUUGAGAGGUUCGGUUCAUCAGCUGUGGAGUUCUUACAAUAACAUGCUUUUCCUGACACGAAAUCGUCGGAUUAAGCAGCAAGGAGUUGAUUUCAUGCAGAUUGACAGAGAAUGGGACUGGGACAAUUUCAUAAUACUUCAAGCACUGUUGGCUUCCUUGGUCUGCUUGAUGUUAUCAUCCAUGGUUGAGUUAAUUCCUGUGUGGAAUCCAAAAGGAUUUAUUACUUUGCUGUUAGUGCAUGUUAUGAUUUCGGAGCCCUUGUUUUAUUGGGCGCAUAGGUUUUUCCAUGAAAGCUACCUUUUCACCCAUUAUCAUUCACUUCACCAUUCAUCUUCGGUGCUUCAUCCCUACACAGGUGGACAUGCUACAUUUUUAGAGCACCUUGUAUUAUCCGUAGUGAUCGGAAUUCCAUUAAUGGGGUCGAUUGUAAUGGGGAAUGCAUCAACAAUCAUGAUUUAUGGGUAUGUAUUGGGAUUUGAUUUUAUGAGAUGCAUGGGGCAUUCCAAUGUUGAAGUUGUUCCUGCUCAAGUGUUCAACAAGUUACCAUUCCUCAGAUAUUUGAUCUACACCCCCACGUACCAUAGCUUGCACCACACAGAGGCAGGGACCAACUUCUGUCUGUUCAUGCCGCUGUUUGACGCAAUGUGGAAUACGCUUAACUGCAACUCGUGGCAUCUACACAACAAAAUAACUACAGAUUCUGGUAAAAAUGGGAGGGUGCCGGAUUUUGUGUUCCUAGCACACGUGGUGGACAUAAUGUCGGCGAUGCAUGUCCCAUUUGUGAUCAGAUCAUUCGCAUCCAUACCCUUCUGCACAAGGAUCUUUCUGCUGCCGUGUUGGCCGUUUACGUUUAUUGUAAUGCUAAUGAUGUGGGCAUGGUCCAAGACCUUCCUCCUCACUUUCUAUUACCUCAGAGGCCAUUUGCACCAGACAUGGGUUGUUCCUAGAUACGGUUUUCAGUAUUUCUUACCAUUUGCAGCGGAUGGCAUCAACAAGCUCAUAGAGGAGGCGAUUUUAAGGGCUGAUAGAAAGGGGGUCAAGGUCAUUAGCCUAGCUGCAUUAAAUAAGAAUGAAGCUUUGAAUGGAGGAGGAACGCUGUUUGUAAACAAGCAUCCAGAUCUCAAAGUGAGAGUUGUGCAUGGCAAUACCUUGACUGCUGCAGUUAUUGUUAAUGAAAUACCCAAAGAUGUCAAGGAAGUGUUUUUAACGGGUGCUACUUCGAAGCUUGGUCGAGCCAUCGCCCUCUACCUUUGUCGAAACCGAGUUCGAGUUCUCAUGUUGACUUCAUCGACUGAAAGAUUUCAGAAAAUACAAAGGGAAGCCUCGGCAGAUACACAAAACUACCUAGUCCAAGUGACCAAAUACCAUGCAGCUCAAAAUUGUAACACAUGGAUCGUGGGAAAAUGGAUAACACCAAGGGAGCAAUAUUGGGCUCCAUCCGGAACACAUUUUCACCAAUUUGUGGUUCCUCCCAUUCUAUCUUUCAGAAGAGACUGCACUUACGGUGAACUCGCAGCCAUGAGGUUGCCUCAUGAUGUUGAAGGCCUUGGGAACUUACACGAUGGAGAGGGGAGUGGUGCACGCAUGCCAUGCAGGAGGAGUGAUUCAUCAGUUAGAAGGUUGGACUCAUCACGAAGUUGGGGCGAUUGAUGUUGAAAGAAUCGACCUCGUAUGGGAAGCUGCCCUCAAGCAUGGUUUCAAGUCGGUCUCAACCCUUAAAUGAAAACGUUUAGACAUAAUUGUAUGUAACAAGUCUAGACCCUUGGGGUUUAUAAACAUUACUAAAAGUGUUGACGCCCGUGAAAUUGCUAGUUGGGAUGUUGUUGAUGUUAA